This is a messenger RNA of Erinaceus europaeus (western European hedgehog), 1558 nucleotides long. RefSeq names its product zinc and ring finger 2 (gene ZNRF2). The coding region runs from base 115 to 834 and encodes 239 amino acids. NCBI's taxonomy places the organism in Eukaryota, Metazoa, Chordata, Mammalia, Eulipotyphla, Erinaceidae. The record is from RefSeq and is a predicted model, not a curated record. The transcript has 5 exons.
CCGCCGCCCGCCGUCCCCGCCCCGCCCCGCCCCGCCCCGGAGGAGCGCCGGGCGCCCGGCUGCAGGCGGCGGCCCUGGACGUGCGGGCCCCCGCGCCCCGGCCCCGGCGCGGACAUGGGCGCCCGGCAGAGCGGCCCGGCCUCGGCUAACGGCCGCACCCGCGCGUACUCGGGCUCGGACCUGCCCUCGGCCGGCGGCGGCGGGGGCGGCGGGGCUCGGGCGGCGGCCGCAGGGAGGCUCCCGGCCCCCGAGUCGGGCGCGCAGCCGCCCGGCGCCCCGGCGGCCCCGGCCCCGCGCAGCCGCUCCCUCGGCGGACCGGUGGGGCCCGCGGGGCCGGCGGGCAGCGCGGGGGCGGCGGGGCCGGCGGGGGCCGGGGCGGCGGGGCCCGUGGCGGCGGGGAGCCGCGCCGCGCACUCGCCCUUCAGCCUCGGCGGCGGCGGCGGCCCGUACGGCUCGCAGGACUCGGUGCACAGCAGCCCGGAGGACGGCGGCCGGGAGCGGCCGGGGGGCGGCGCGGGCCCGCGCCUGGUGAUCGGCUCCCUGCCGGCCCACCUCUCCCCGCACAUGUUCGGAGGAUUCAAGUGCCCCGUAUGCUCAAAAUUCGUACCCUCCGAUGAGAUGGACUUGCAUCUUGUGAUGUGUCUGACUAAACCUCGAAUAACAUACAAUGAGGAUGUUCUAAGUAAAGACGCUGGAGAAUGUGCAAUAUGCCUUGAAGAUUUGCAGCAGGGGGACACGAUAGCCCGACUACCUUGUCUGUGCAUAUACCAUAAAGGCUGCAUAGAUGAGUGGUUUGAAGUGAAUAGAUCUUGUCCAGAGCACCCUUCAGACUAAGGAUCAGAUUCCUGACAGAUUUUCUUGUCUCAUCAAGAUGCUUGGGAAACGGACAGGACAUGACGAUGUUUCUUGAAGGACAAAAUCAGAAAUGCAGGCCUACCAAAUCCAAAAUCUGAGUUGUGUGAGACUUGCUAAUUGCAGACAACCAAAUAGGGGGCGAUCUUGCUGAAGGACAGUGACCAUAAAGCUCAUUGUACCAAACACACACGUAAGGGCCGGACAGGGGUCUUGAAAAUGCUGCAUCUCCCGUAACAGUCAUCUGCAGAGGUAACGCGGACAAACGUUUUGUAUUCAGACGCCAAAGUUCACUGACUUAAACGUCGAUUUCCUUUUUAUGACGUUCUCCAGAGUCGCACAGCUACUUGUGUUUUGAUGUUUUGUUUUUCAGCUUUAGGCUCUGUUUUCCCCCAACCUGAUGUUUCUGCGUCCGUCUAAUCUUAAACUGAAGACCACAUAAUUGACUUCUAUAAAUGACAGUCUUAGAUUGUGAGGCCAAGAAAUGUGACCAAGCAGUAAAACCUUCUCUGGACGUAGCCCAUGAUCUCAAGUUCUCCUGUUUCUCCCCCCACAGUGCAAAGUAGACUUCUACAUAGAAAAGCCCAAACAUGUUCAUCUCUCAGAACCGCAGGCUCACCACUGUCAGGAGGCAGUCCGCAGAGGGAAGCCGAGCGGUGUCAUUCCACUUUGAUUAAUUAAACCGGCACCAGUCUGCUGAAGGGCA